AUGCACCACCAGUACGUGAUCGACUUGGUCAACCUGCUGCUGCUGUCCAAAACUGGUGGGGAGUUGCCGUCUAACGAGUCUCCCUGCACCUCAGGUGUCGUGCUCGUGCUGGCGUUCGUGCUUGCUGCGCUUGAGGCUGAUGUGCUUGAGGACGAGGUGCUUGAAGUGGUGCUUGUGGAUUCCGUCGAGUCGCCCGUUGUGCUGGUCUCACUUUGUGAUGUGGUGGCCCCUGAGGUCGAAGUAUUUGUUGCAUUCUCAGUUUCUGUGGUGGAGGCUUCGGAAGUAGUGGUGCUGGUGGCACACACUGCGUCUGUGCACCCUUCCGAUUCUGUCAAUGAAGUGCACCCUCCAGUUCGGGAGCGCGAUCUGGUGCCGUCUCCGCAAGUUUGGGAGCAAGAACCCCAGGAUUCCCAGUCUUGA
Molecule: messenger RNA, 420 nt
Organism: Symbiodinium sp. CCMP2456
Lineage: Eukaryota; Dinophyceae; Suessiales; Symbiodiniaceae
Source: the annotation of a GenBank genome assembly